AUGGAGGAGGACGAAUGGACAGGCGAGUUCAAUCCCAUGGCUGACCCAGAAGAACGCAAACAUCUUCUUUCGGUACUAGACUCCUUCCGCUCCUACCGCCGCCUCGCCCACUACAACACUACGCACCUUCGGCGCCGGGCCUUCUACUCCCUGCCAUCUGCACAUUGGACACUCCUCAGCCAGCCUCCUUUCUCCGUGCUCGAUUCUCUUUCCCACCUCGAUGACUUGAUCGACUCCAAUGCUGAGCUUGCGGAAGCCAUCUUCUGCGCGGGAUUCCAAGCCUUUGUCGCGCCUGGUCUUGACAGCGAGCAAGUCGCCAGCAUCGUGCCCGACAAGUACGCCCACGGCCCUUUCCAGAUUUUCAGUGCGGUCAUGGAUCACCUAGGUGCGAAGGGCACUGCAAAUGAUUCGGAAAAGGCGCGGAGCUGCGUGAAUCAAUUUUACCGGGAAUGGAGCGCAGAAGGAAGCGCAGAACGAGAGAAAUGCUUCGUUCCUGUUCUCUCCACACUUGUCUCGGAAUAUUCGUCACGAAGAGCCAAGGAUAAAGAGCUGCAAAAAAAGGAUAUCAAAGUGCUUGUCCCAGGCGCUGGGCUAGGCCGACUCAUCUUCGACAUCUGCAAGGCCGGCUACAGCGUCGAAGGCAACGAAAUCUCCUAUCACGAGAUUAUGGCCUCCUCACUGGCUCUCAACCACAUGUCCAAAACAGGACAGUUUAGGAUUGCGCCUUUUGCGCUGAACUGCUCGAAUCACCUCAGUCGCACAGACCAGUUCCGUACCUACAAAAUCCCGGACGUGCAUCCGGCGUCAGAGCUAUCGGAAGGCGACAAUGGCAAUAUGAGUAUGUCGACGGGCGACUUCAUUGUACUGUACAGUAAGCCGGAGUACAAGCACGCAUUCAACGCUAUUGCAACCGUGUUCUUCAUUGACACUGCGCCCAAUGUUAUACGAUACAUUGAGGCGGUGCAGAACUGUCUCAAGCCUGGCGGUAUCUGGAUCAAUCUUGGUCCGCUCCUAUGGCAUCACACGUCGCGGAUACAGGAUCCGCACGAAGAAGAUGCGGACGACCGGAAGAACGCGUACAAGAGCGAGGACAUAGGCAUUGCCGACCCAGGGUCUGUCGAGAUUACGGACGAGGAGGUUGUCGCUUUGGUGCAGCAUUUUGGGUUCAAUAUCGAGAAGCACGAGCCAGGCGCUGUCGAGACUGGGUAUAUUACUAACCCGAGGAGUAUGCUUCAAAGCACGUAUCGAGCUUCUUUCUGGGUGGCGCGAAAAGAAUGA
Didymosphaeria variabile is the source of this 1278-nucleotide messenger RNA. RefSeq lists its product as uncharacterized. The transcript is spliced from 2 exons. The coding region runs from base 1 to 1278 and encodes 425 amino acids. NCBI's taxonomy places the organism in Eukaryota, Fungi, Ascomycota, Dothideomycetes, Pleosporales, Didymosphaeriaceae. The record is from RefSeq and is a predicted model, not a curated record. Gene Ontology annotation, molecular function: S-adenosylmethionine-dependent methyltransferase activity.